UCAGGGUGUGUGUGUGGAGAACGCCGUGACCCCGCCCGGUGAGCAGUCGCGUCUUCCCAGCAUGCUUUGCGGCGAGGACGGGCAGUGGGUGGGCCAGCCUUCCUCAAGCUGCGCCUGUCGCCCGGGAUACGAGCCGGGGGAGACCGACGUGCGCUGUCGAGCGUGUCCGUCCGGUCAGUUUAAGGCGGAGUCAGGACCAGGGGGGUGUGGUCUGUGUCCAGCCAAUAGCAACACUCGAGUCCCAGGCUCCGCCUACUGCCCCUGUAACCUUGACUACCACCGGGCCGACUCCGACCCGCCGCACGCAGCCUGCUCACGCCCCCCCUCUGCCCCCCGAUCAAUCGUGACCCAGAUCAACGAGUCCUCGGUUCUGGUUCUGGAGUGGAGCGAGCCUCUGGACCGGGGAGGACGGGGAGACCUCAGCUACAGGGUGCUCUGCUACAUCUGGGGGGACACAGACCAGGGAUUGGCCGGUUCCAGUUCCCCGUGUGAUGACAGCGUGCUGUACCGGCCGGCCCAGAGCGGGCUGACUCAGCGCCGCGUGGCGGUGUGGGGGCUCCGCCCACGCACCAGGUACACCUUCACCGUCCAAUCACUGAACGGAGUCUCGGCUCUCAGCAAAUCAGAGCCGGCCUCGGACGCAGUCAACGUCACCACCAGCAGAGACGUUCCCCCCCCUGUGUCUGGUCUGAGGAGGACAGCAGCCACAGAGUCCAGUCUGUCUUUAGAGUGGAGCGCUCCGGUUCUCCAGAACCAGCACCAGAUCCUGGACUACCAGCUCCGCUACAGCCCCAAGGAUGGUGAGGAGGCCGGCCAGUGGCAGUACGUGUCCAGCAGGUCUUCUUCGGUGGUGCUGACGGGGCUGCAGCGGGCCCGGCGGUACCAGGUCCAGGUCCGGGCCCGGUCCCAGGCCGGGUACGGGUCCUUCAUGUCCCCGAGCAACUUCAGCACGCUGCCAGACGGUGUUGGUCACUCUCAGCUGGUGCUGACGGGGGUUCUGGCCACCAUGGGGAUCCUGCUGCUCAUCGCCUUGGUGAUUGUCACCGUGUACUGUUACCGGAGAGCGAAGGACUCUGAGACGAGCGAUAAGAGUGGACACUACCAGAUGGGACAGACGAUGAAGGUGUACAUCGACCCGUUCACCUACGAGGACCCCAACGAGGCCGUCAGGGAGUUCGCCAAGGAGAUAGAGGCCUCCUUCGUCAAGAUAGAGGAGGUGAUCGGAGCAGGUGAGUUUGGCGAGGUGUGCCGUGGCCGGCUGCGCGUGCCGGGCCGGAGGGAGAACUACGUGGCGAUCAAGACGCUGAAGGGCGGCUACACGGAGAAGCAGAGGCGGGACUUCCUGUCGGAGGCGUCCAUCAUGGGCCAGUUCCAGCACCCCAACAUCAUCCACCUGGAGGGGGUCAUCACCACCUCCUGUCCCGUCAUGAUCCUCACUGAGUACAUGGAGAACGGAGCUCUGGACAGCUUCCUCAGGAUGAACGACGGGCAGUUCACCCCCAUCCAGCUGGUGGGGAUGCUGCGCGGCAUCGCCGCGGGGAUGAAGUACCUCUCAGAGAUGAGCUUCGUCCACCGAGACCUCGCAGCCAGAAACAUCCUGGUCAACUCCAACCUGGUCUGCAAGGUUUCAGAUUUUGGUCUCAGCAGGUUUCUGACUGAGAACUCCUCCGACCCGACGUACACCAGCUCUCUGGGCGGGAAGAUUCCUAUUCGCUGGACGGCGCCCGAGGCCAUAGCCUAUCGGAAGUUCACCUCGGCCAGCGACGCCUGGAGUUACGGCAUCGUCAUGUGGGAGGUGAUGUCAUACGGAGAGAGGCCAUACUGGGACAUGAGUAACCAGGAUGUGAUUAAUGCCAUUGAGCAGGACUACCGGCUGCCCCCAGACUGCCCCUCCUCCCUCCACUCUCUGAUGCUGGACUGCUGGCAGAAGGAACGAGCCAAUCGGCCGAGGUUUUGCGACGUGGUGGCAGCGCUGGAUAGGCUGAUCAGAAACCCCGCCUCCCUGAAGGUCACGCUGGCCGAGGGACGAAGUGUGUCCCAGCCCCUGUUGGACCAGCGGCCCCCCCCCCCCCUCUCGGCCUGUGCGUCUGUCUCUGAUUGGCUGAGAGCGAUAAAGAUGGAGCGUUACGAGCAGAGCUUCCUGCAGGCCGGCUUCAACAACCUGGACAUGGUCUCACAGCUCAACACAGACGACCUGCUCCGAGUGGGCGUGACGCUCGCCGGCCACCAGAAGAAGAUGCUCUCCUCUAUUCAGACGCUCCGGAUACACAAAGCCCCGCCCCCUCUGCUCUACUGACCAAUCACAGUCCAGACCACAACUCUCAGAAGCACUGACAGUUUCUCUAACUCACCACAGAACACCUAGACCAAUCAGACUCCGCCUCCUGGUCGGUCUGACCAAUCAGAGAGCCCUUUGAUGGCUGAGACUCCGCCUCCUGGUCAGUCUGACCAAUCAGAGAGCCCUUUGAUGGCUGAGACUCCGCCUCCUGGUCGAUCUGACCAAUCAGAGAAGGGGAACAGCUUGAAAGCACAGAAACAAACCUUAGGAAACAUAAAAUACUUUCUUCAGGAUAUUCUAAUGUAACGAUGACUCAGGUGCUACAGGACUCCGCCUAUUUCAUCCCGACCAAUCAGAGCCGAGGACACAGUUGGCUGCUUUAACUUUCUAAUUUUCUGCCGCUCAGGAAAACCUAAGCUCCUCUUCCCUCUAGUCUGGGCAUUCAACGAAGAACAAAGACACGUUUCCUGGGUGAAAGUAUUAGAAAUAUAUGAUUAUAUAUGAAUAUAUAUAUAAAUCAGCCUACAGUUAGACAGAUUUAGUGUAAUUCUGAACAUCCACGAAGGUUAAAGUUCAGGAAAUCUAAGUCUGGUUUUAGUUUAGUUUAUUUACACAAACAUAAAAGAAUGAACAGGAUACGAUGAGUAACUGUGCGAGAGAAAGAUGAAGUGGCGUUCUUCAGGACAAAACCCAACUUUUUGGGCUUUUUUUCCAUCACAUGGUACCUGCUCCACUCGCCUCGACUCACCUCGCCAUGCUGUGCGUCUGUCGAGCUGUUUUUAAAUGUGCUAUAGAAAUAAACUUUACUUACUUACUUACCUUUUAGUAUCGCCUCAGCUCGCCG
Molecule: messenger RNA, 3122 nt
Organism: Perca flavescens (yellow perch)
Lineage: Eukaryota; Metazoa; Chordata; Actinopteri; Perciformes; Percidae
Product: ephrin type-B receptor 4-like
Biological process (GO): protein phosphorylation; ephrin receptor signaling pathway; axon guidance
Cellular component (GO): plasma membrane; dendrite
Molecular function (GO): ATP binding; protein binding; transmembrane-ephrin receptor activity
Source: RefSeq, a predicted model, not a curated record